AUGAAUGAUGCUUGCUUUCUUAACGUAUACAGAGAUGUGGGUGUCCUUUUCAUUGUAUCCUACGGAUGACAUAUUUGAUCAGGGAAAAAUCUAAUUGUUUCAUCAGGAAAGGGAGCAGUAUGGAAAGAAACUAAAAUAUAUCAGGAAAGGUUCAUUAAGCAGACUGCAGCCCCCAUUUUGAUUCAACUGACAUGGAGUUAGAAUCUGUCCCAUGCACUGUUAGAUCUCCUGUCCCUCUUCAAGUUGGAGAUGUGAAGACUGAGCAGGCCAGGCCUGGUGUAUAUGUCAUCGAUGUCGCGUUUCCCAAAACUCAGACUGUUGAUCUGCAGGAGAUCACCUUUAAGAAUUACUAUACAGCAUUUCUGACUAUGCGGAUCCAGCAGAGGAGACCUGCGGAGUCACGUGGAAACCCUCCUCCAGCGUGGUGCACCUGUAUCAAGAAUAUGCGGCUGAUGCCAAAUCCUCAUAUGGAAGAGGGAUCCCAAGACUAUGUAUCUAUACAGAAGAACCAGAUGCUCUGCAACACAGAUCAUGUCAUAGCAAUUCGCCUGAUUUUACGACAACCGUCACCUGUUUGGCUAAACUUUACUGUUGAAGAUUUGCAGAUCAAUCCUCCAGGGAAGCAAAGUCCGCAGAAAGGGUUUUCCUGGUUGUUGUCUCAACUACCGCCUAAGGAACAACUUCAGAGCUUACAGAAGGGGCUGCCAGAUCCAGAUAAAGUAUCCAGCGAAGUGCAGCAGAUGUGGGUGCUGACGGAAGUGAUGAGGGCCAAUCAGAACACUGCAAGCAUUGGGAGAUUUGAUGUUGAUGGGUGUUAUGAAAUCAACCUUCUGUCAUACUCUUAACAUGCUGGACAACAAAAUCUCGGAAACACGGGGAGUUAAUACUUGGCUGUAGAUGUACUACGAAUUAUCUUACCUCGAAGAUCUAAACUGAAAAAUUAGAACUACAUCAGUAAAAAUUAUUUUUUUCUACAGUGCAUGCAGUUAUCUAUUACAGUAUCAGCAUACAAAGUACCUGGAAAACUGCAGAAAGGUCAAGCAGAUCCUACAUGUAAAAUACAUCAUAGAAUUUAAGAAACAAGAAAUUUUGUGAUUUGUUGGAACCUCAUCAGAAUAUAUUUUCCAAAUAUAACUGCAGAGUUAUCAUGGCAUACAAUGUCCCACCUUGAACACUUAAGACCAUUGAGGAUUCCAGAUACAUAUAGCCUUCAACUCUAUAUUUUGGAAUAUGACAAUUGUUUUAUUCUAAUUUAUGCAUCUUGAACUGGAGAAUGGCUAACAUCUAAGUACUCACGCCCACCGUGUGGAAUAAAAGAGGAUUGGUGAUAUUCUGUUUGCAUAUGGAACAACUGAGGAUAUUUUGACUAUGGAGUAUACAUCUCUGUUAUGGCUUAUUAAGAUGCAAAAUGAUCUAACUCAUCAUGUUCUCUUUCUCCCUUUGAACUGAACUAAAAGCUCUGAUAAUAAUAUACAUCCAGUACUUAAAACUGGGGAAAUUUACUUAUUAUGUAGGCCUUUUUUUUAUUA
Molecule: messenger RNA, 1529 nt
Organism: Pelobates fuscus (common spadefoot toad)
Lineage: Eukaryota; Metazoa; Chordata; Amphibia; Anura; Pelobatidae
Gene: NICN1
Product: nicolin 1, tubulin polyglutamylase complex subunit
Exons: 7
Coding region: 192-845 (217 amino acids)
Cellular component (GO): nucleoplasm
Source: RefSeq, a predicted model, not a curated record